Molecule: messenger RNA, 2709 nt
Organism: Pieris brassicae (large cabbage white)
Lineage: Eukaryota; Metazoa; Arthropoda; Insecta; Lepidoptera; Pieridae
Gene: nxf2
Product: nuclear RNA export factor 1
Exons: 17
Coding region: 114-2558 (814 amino acids)
Biological process (GO): poly(A)+ mRNA export from nucleus
Cellular component (GO): nucleus
Molecular function (GO): RNA binding; protein binding
Source: RefSeq, a predicted model, not a curated record
UACAAACAAACUCAAUGCUCUCCGAUUUUGUUUACAAAUAGAAAGGUUUUGAAGAGGUUAAAUAUUAAAAUACAACUGUGCCAAAUACAAUUCGGCGCAUAAUUGUCGGUUAGAUGUCGAACCAAAAUAAUGCUCCAAAGCAAGAUCAUAAUAAAUUUAAUUUACGAUUGCUUCAAAGAACUGAUACAAUAAAUACAAAAAUUAGAGAAAAAGGGUUGGAAAAUCAAAGAAAUUUUCAUGUUUUGGCAGCACAUAAACCAGGACCAAGCAAACCAGCCGACAAUAAAGAGCCACCUAGAGAUACUUUACCAUAUGUGAAUCGCCCUAAAGGUGUACCUGUGACAUUUUUGUUGAAUCAAGAUUUUCAAGGGGCUAUAACCCCUCAAGAAGGACCAAUGGAUGAACCAAAUCGUACAGUGUCUGAGCAACUAAAUACAUAUGAUCAAUCAACAUUUCUUCAAGCUAAGCCAUCUUUCAACCAACCAAUCCAAAUGCAACAAUCUAAUCAAAUUUAUGGUUAUUCUAUGGGGCAACAAAUGCUUGGACAAGCACAAAUCUUUGGUCAACAACAAAUGCUUUUUCAACCGAUGUAUGGUCGAUCAAUACUUGGUCCAGCACCCCAAAUGUUAACUCAGCCAGCUGAAAGGUGGCCAAUGAUUCAAACAGACAAUUUUACAAACGCAUCAAGGGAACAGUAUUCUCCAACUGGUAUUUACGAUGACAACGAUAGUAAAUCGGAUUAUGGUUCUAGAGAUUCAGACUCCUCAGAUGUAUUAGAAAACCAGAAAAAGCGUCAAAGUGCCUUUGAAAGAUUGGGGCCACAGACUAAACAAACUAAACCCAAGUUGACCAUCAAUUUGUGUCUCGAUAAAGACCAACCUAUCAGAGAGGUAGUAACAAAGCAAGUUCCCGUGUAUGAACGAGAUGAGAUAAUGACCAGUACGGACCCAACUGUUGUGAAGUUCCGAUAUUUCUGGCCUUGGAAGAACACUAUACAGCUUAAGCGGAGUGUCACAGCACGAUCUUCGAAGACUGUGAUGAUGCUGGAGCGGGAACAAGUGGAGGAAGAAUACAAAAAUGAUAAUUUGUUCAUGAUCGUGUCUGUGGUAGGAUUCCCGCCAUCAUGGACUAAAGAAAAUGUCUUGGACGCGAUCUUAGAAGAUCUCAAAGAAAAGAGUUUCAUUCCCUGUUUUAUUGAGUUCAACUCAAAAAAUUGCAAAUUCCUAGUAAACAGAUGUCGUUCAGCGUUACUGGCACUGCAUUGGCAAGGCUUUUCAAUUCGUAAAGACGACGUCGAAUUGAUGAUAACCAUAUCGGUGACGACGUUGAAUACGAAAGUGUUGGAAUACAUCCCCCGUUUGGUGAUUAGGAAUAGGCUGAUUUUUGGUUAUGACGGCCGAAAGGUUGAUUUGAGCGAGUUCACGUUGAAAAGUGAUAUAAGUAACUUUAUAUAUUUCCCGUUGAAUCAUCCAACGAACCAAUCUGAGUUAAUAGAACUUAUACAAGGUUGUGAUUGGGAGAAUCUGGACCAGCUGAACUUAUCGCACAAUCGGCUUACGUCCAUACAAGAUUUUGAUCUCGUAUCAAAAUUACCUAAAUUACUUCAUUUAGACCUCUCAUAUAACUUACUGGAUGAUAUUCAAUCAGUGUUGCCAUUGCGAGGUUUAAUGUUGCAAUCGUUAUCGCUGGAAGGAAAUCCCUUAUGUUUGAAUUAUGUGGACGGAGAUUAUUAUAUAAAAGUGUUUAAAACACUAUUCCCCUGUUUGAGAGAAUUGGACGGCAUCUCCAUUCAAAGAGGUCGUCGAAUGCCGGAAUUGAAACAAUGCUAUUGUUUAUGUGACGCUAAACCGUUAGUUGAGAAGUUUGUGAGCUACUUCUUCAGGCUUUUGGACCUUGAGCCGGACAAACGGACUCCUAUACAGGAAAUGUAUCAUAGAGAUGCAGUGUUGACUGUUACCAGUAAGAUGAAAUUACGUUACAAUCACGAAUAUAGUCUCGUACGUCAGCUGUUCCACCGCAGUCGUUGCUUAGCGGAAGGUAAUUACGACUUCGUCCAAAGUUCGGAAAAAAUCGGUAAAUUGAUAUACAACUGGCCACAAUUACGACACGAUAUACAUUCCUUUAACAUCGACGUCAUGAUGCAUACGGAAAGACAAACUCUCCUCCAAAUUAAUGGUAUUGUCAGUACAAGAUCCGAGACGUUGUCUGACGAAGAGAAGGUCUUAGCGUUCACAAGAACUGUCCUACUUGUAUGCGAGGACGGCAUUGAGUACAAAAUCUAUAAUGAGAUGCUGUAUUGGGAUGAAGCUACAAAGGAAUGUGCCGCAAACGCCUUCACAGUUGCCAUUGUUCAAAAUAAAACACCAAGUUGCAAAUUUGAGACUCCCUUAGAUGACGAGACCAAGAAUAGUCUAAUAAACAUUUUCUCUAAAUUAACUGGUUUAAAUUCGCGGCAAAGUACAAGGUGCUUGGAAGAAAAAGACUGGGAUCUGAAAAUAGCUCUAGAAUACUUUAUGAAAUUACUUAAGUUAGACAAUAUUGAAUGUCUAACAAAUUAAUAAACUUUUGUUUACCCACCUAAACUAAAAUAAAAAAAAUCUAUGAAAUUUUUUUAAAGGCUUAUGUUAUGUAUUUGUAGAAAUUAAGAUUAUAAUUUAUAAAAAAAAAUUAGUAUUAUUAAGGAAACUGUUAUCAUUACCUUCCAUUGAA